Molecule: messenger RNA, 1797 nt
Organism: Pungitius pungitius (ninespine stickleback)
Lineage: Eukaryota; Metazoa; Chordata; Actinopteri; Perciformes; Gasterosteidae
Exons: 6
Coding region: 573-1151 (192 amino acids)
Biological process (GO): protein modification process; protein transport; endosome to lysosome transport
Cellular component (GO): ESCRT I complex
Molecular function (GO): ubiquitin binding
Source: RefSeq, a predicted model, not a curated record
UACUUAAUCAUCGAUUUGAAUGGGAGGAUCACGACGUGAUAUUGUGUGGUUUACUUUAUGGGGUCCAGUCCAGCUGAGAUCAAUGUUCAAAUGUGUGUACACAGGAGUUUUGCAAUCAGCAGCACGAUUUGUAGCACGCUUUAGGUUCCACAGGUAAAUAGGGCAAACCUAUUUCUAUUUCUUAAAAAUGAAUGAAGAACCCAAAUGGCAAAAGAAUAAAAUGUAAUGAUCCCUUCACAAGCAAACUUUGUUAGAAAAGUACUUAUACAAGAGAAGGGGGGGCAAAAUCAGCUUGACUUUAUUGAUCCUGAUGCAAAAGAAUAGACUGUUUCACCACCAAAACAACAACCAAAGAAUGGGUCAUUCAGUCAAUUACAAUGAUUAUUAAUAAUACUUUUUAACACCUGGAGUGACUGCCUUGCUAUUGACUUUUAUGGCAGGUGAUUUGCAUAUUUGUGAGGCUGAUCAUAAAAGCCAGGCGGUUAUCCAUAAACCCAAGAAGUACACAGAAGGAAUUGGUGAUCGAAAACGAUACACGGAAAGUAUAUUUUUCUUUUGGUCAAAGCGUAAUCAUGCCGCACUUUGAGAAUGCGAUUAGGAAAAUGCUCCCUAAGACCUAUCGGCGCAAACAUGUGGCCCAUGAAGUAUAUGUUGCAUUGGCCCACUUCCAAAGCCUUGUGCCCAUGAUGAAUAAAUAUGUUUACAACGACGGAACCACAAAAAACUUGAUGAGUCUCACUGGGACCAUUCCUGUCCGGUUUGAAGACGAGACCUACAACAUUCCUGUUUGCCUAUGGAUUGAGGCAAGCUACCCUCAAACUGCUCCCAUCUGCUAUGUCACACCCACUUGUGACAUGAUGGUCCUCAGUGGAAAGUAUAUCUCCAGCAAUGGUGAAGUUCUGCUGCCUUACCUGGAGGACUGGAAGAAUGGCGAAUGUGACCUAGUCAGCCUGCUGCAGGUGAUGGCUGUUAUGUUCGCAGACUUUCCCCCUGUAUGCAUGCGGCCUCAUCCAGAGCCCGAAGAAGCUCCUUGUUGGCUACAGUUCCAUAGACACGCAGAGGUUCUUACAAAGACAGAUGGAAGUUUGUAUCUGAAUUUAGCUGGUGAAGAUGAGCUCCCUGUCCAGCAAGAAAAUGAAACAAACUGUUAGCUUGUGCAAUUUCAUGGUUAAUCUGAACGGUUUGUGUGUUGGCUGUGACGUGUGUGUGUGUGUGUGUUGUGUACAGUGUCAGAUGGUAUCCAUUGAUUAUAUUUAGGUUAAUGCAUUGAUUAUUUCAGAUAAAUAACAAUUGCUUAAUUUGCUUAAUGCUUAAUUUGUUUCAAAUUAUUAAGACCAUGUCAAGCAGCACUUGAAGAAAAAAAUAUUGACCUUGUUUGGUAUAAAUGUAUUAGAUUUUAUUGUACGUCUGUACGUCGCUUUGGAUAAAAGCGUCAGCUAAAUGACAUGUAAUGUAGAUAUUUUUCAAUAUGUAUUUUAUUUUAACAAAGCUUAUAUGACAUUUGAAUGAUUUUCUGUUUAAAGACUGGCAUUGCUUUACAAGCAUCUCAUAAAACUGUACCUUAUCUGCACCCUUUUGCAUUCACUAUCUUCUUAUCUACACAUAUUUUGGACUUUGGAGAGAAGAAGUCAGUUAUUUAAAUAAUACACAAGCAGCCAGAUGCAUGCAAUGAAUCAGAUUUUAGUGGGGGUUUUUGUUUUUUGACAGUGAAUGUAGUUAAAUUGAAAAACUCCGUUUCUGUUUUUAAAAAUGUUGUGAAUUCUUUUGUCAAACGUUUCAUCUGCUGUGCAUAAAAAU